GCUGGAAGGUCGGCCUCCCCGUCGUCAUAGCAACAGCCGAGCGCUUCUGUCCCUAGUCUGUGAGAUUCAGAGAACGAAGCUGCGUGGCGGAUUUCUCAGUGGAGUAGAUACCCUGAAGCCCAACACUGGAGGACGGCCGCCUUGGAAAGAAUAUACAAUGUCUUCAAAGUCACCUACAACAACAUCAUCUACACCACCAUCUUCUGUUACAUUCAGUGCCAGAAGAACAGAAUCCCAUGAUAUUCCUGAUAUUUUCCAUCAUAUGAAUUAUAAUACAGAAAGAUUGUUUGGCAGAAUUAACAUCAUCUAUCUUUUAGAAAAAGCCAAUCUUGCAGUGACUUUAGUUAAUCAAAAGAAUGCACCUGUUGCCCAUGCUGCAUUUCUGGACUAUCCCAACUGGGAUAUUGUUGAUCAAGCCGCCUGGGAAGCACAUUUAGAACAUAACUACGUUCAAAACAAGUGUAUGCCUUUAAAUACUUUAUUUAUGCAUCUUUUUGUGACAACUGAUGAAUAUGCAGUUGAUUGUUGCCAUGAAAUAAUGACGACUGUUUUUAAAACUGUACCAGAGCUACAUUUUAUACUUCUCUUUGUACCCUGUCAAGAAGAUUUAGGCAUCAACUUAGCCACUGCUUUUUUACCAAUGAAGAGCAUACUAGGUUCAACUCUGGAUUUUGACUAUAGUCUAUACGUGUCACACAGGAACCAGUAUUGUCCCCAGCUGUACGUCCGCUGUGCCAGAGUUGAAGACCAUGAUGAUCUCACCCCUAUCUUUGCACACCAUAAUGAUACUCUGAGACAAAUCUAUGGAGAUUACUUCCUUGCUGAAUUGAUAGAAGCACAAGAUGAAGAGAACGUUGCUGUAGUUUGUGAGGAUGAUGGCACAGCAGUGGGCUUCAUGAGUGUAUGCUCCAAAGUGAAUAUACAGUUGCUGCAUGACUGUUUUGACUUGGGUCCCUUCCAUGGACUCUGUAAACCACACCCAGAUGACAUUCUUAAGCCACCACGGAAGCCAAGUGACACAGGUGAUGAAAUCGUUAGUGUAACAAGUCAAAAAGAAGUAGCUACUGAUACACAAGAUGCAGAUGUAGAGCAGGCUAGCAGAGUUGGAAGCAUCCGUUCUCAAAUUUCAAAUGCUAGUACAAACGUUAGUAAAAACAGAAGUAUUCAGAGUAAAACGUCAGAGAGAGGGAGAACACUUCCUAGUUCUUCAUUAGAACUGCCAGAAACCAUCAAUUUAGACAGAAGCAGAAGCAAGGAUUUGAAUGCCGCAGAGACACUGUCCUCUCUCACUCCGGAGACAGAGUCUUUCCGUCCCCUGUACAGAGGAGCAGUAAAUGCUUUUUGUAUACAGCUCUUUUGUAUUGAUGAGAAACAUGAAACAAGGUCAUUGGAUUUCAUGAAUUUUGUUUUCAACCUUUUCCCAGACAAAGAUUUCUGCAUUAUCUCAGUUCCCCAUAUGGCGCCUGAAUUUUAUCUGAUCCAAAACUUUGUCCGGAUUAUUCCCUUUAGCAACUGUACACUGGAUCAGGAGCUCUAUGUGUUUCACCGUUCAGGAUUGCUCAAGUCCUUUCUUGUAAGAGCAGCGAGGUCUAGUGAUGUCUCUGGUGUUGAAUUACUAAUCCAAACCCUGAAAUUGAACAAAAAUAUAUUGGAUGACUUAAAUAGCUAUAUAUUAGCAAGAAGAGAUCCAGAUGGGACACCAAUUCAGGCAUUUGUAGCAGAAGUUUUGCAUCAAAUUGUUGGAAUAUCAGUUAUUAGGAAUGAAAUGGAUAUUGAAUAUAUUCGCUCGCACUACAACAUUGAAGACUUUAUUUAUUUCAGUCAUCACCAGCAGGAAGAACAUGGCCACCUUUACCAUUUUGCACUGAAUCCUAUCUUUCAUCACUAUGCCAAACACUUUAUGAAGGAGAUACUUCGGUUAGCUCACAAAUCUUGUCUCUACUACCCUAUUUAUCCACAGCCCGAAGAUGGCAAGUUCCAGAAUCCCUGUGCCCAUUCCCUGACAUCUGCCCUUCAUUACAUGGUUCCUGUGCGACCAAGACGACAGAUUGUCUAUCCUCUGGAAAAACUUGGCAUAAAUGCUCCAUCAAAAGAGGUCUCUAAGGAUCAGGCGAAGUAUGCAUUGAACCACUUUAAUCGGAAGUUGUCCUUGGAGCCUAAGGUGUCCAUCAAUGCUAGAAUAGUAGUAGUUGGGGCAUCAAAUGUUGGGAUCUCAUUCUUGGAAACCCUGGUUUUUUGUCCACACCUGAAAUUUAACAACCUUACCUUGAUUUCAACUCAUGGACUUCCAGGGAAAGAAGCAUCAAACAGUCUUCAUAAGCGAUUUUUAGUUAACAGCCACUGUUUUAAUGAGAAUGACUAUGCACUGAUGUCACUUGGUUCAUGGAUUAAUGUUGUGGUUGGAAAAAUGACUGGCAUAGACAGAUCCGCAAAGCAUGUAGUCGUUUCCAAUGGGAGAAAAGUGCCGUACGAUCAUCUCGUUCUCUGCACUGGCCAACAGUAUCAGGUCGCAUGUCCUACUGGUGCAGAUAUCAAAAAAUUGUUCACCAACAGAGAGGUCUCAGAAAACUCUAACCAAAGAUAUACGGGCAUAGUUCCUUCCAAUCUUUUUGCUAUUUCUGAUGAUGAAGAUGCCUUCAUCGCAAUGAAGUGGUUAAAAGAAAAAGUUAUUUGUUCCACAGGAAAGUUUGAGGCACCACUUUUUCCAUCACCAGCAGAUGAGAGAGAGAGAGAGAGACCAGCUGCCCUGCCCUUCAUGGAUAAAAUGUCUAGCAUUUUACAGACUCUAGCUGGAAGCUCUGCAAGACACCCGAGUGCAGCAUUUGCAGGGAAUGUUAUUGUCUAUGGAAAUACAAUUGAUAUUUACACCACUAUAGCAGUUCUUCUAUCGUUAGGAAUUAGUGGCAGUCACAUACAUCUUGUGCAUCCUCCAUCAUGCUCCAAUGUUACUUCUCUUAAUAACAACACAAUAGAAAAUGCUGUCCAGAGAGCAUUGUCCAGGGCUGGUGUGACUGUGUAUCGUGAUAGUCUGCUGGCUCAAUGGAAUGAUGGCAACCAUCCGGACCCAAUUGCGUUUGCAUCUUUCACUACUAAUACAAAGCCAUUUAAAUUGCAAUGUUCUGCAUUCUUUACCUUUGCUCAGAAGAGAGUGGAUUAUGAGACCUUCAAGGCAGUUAACGAUGCAUGUCUUGUUUAUGAUGGGAGGCUUGUAAUUGAUACCAACUUCCAUACUAAUGAUGCAACCAUCAGAGCUGCAGGAUCUUUAACCAAGUUCUCCAAUAUAUACUAUGCCAACGAAUGGACACACAGCAAUUUCAGUUCAAAAGAGAUUGGCUUCCAGCUUGCUGCAACCAUGCUGAACCUUUUUGAUCCAACUCUGGAGCCAGUUUUUGAACCUCCAGAAGAUAUGGAUAGACUUGUCCCUAUAUACAAAGGAUGCAAAAUUCGAGGUGGUGUUCUACCUGGAAAAUAUAAUUAUGUGCAUAUUUUUAAGCCUGGAAUUCCCUCCCGCUUGGAUGUGCAAGAAUCACAACCUAAUUAUGGGAUGGCAAUCACAACAGGAGAUGCAAUAAAGGGGAAUUACUUCAGAAUACAUGUCAACCAGUAUAGUAUGAUAGAAACCAUUACCUGCUUUUCAAAGGAGCCCAUUCCUGUCUCCAACUACAUCUGUUUAUUUGGGCAGCAUGAGCGUCUUCUUAAUAAUCUUUGUUCCCGCUGGAGGGAGGGACUGGUCACAGAUCUCUAUAGCUACUUGAAGGACCCUUGGGCCUUGCCCAUCUAUCACGAUCGCUUUAUUGAUCUGAAGAAGGAACUACGCCAGAUUCUAGUAUCUGUCCAGGAAGAUGUUCCUUCAAUGCAAGAACUCGUUCGCCAAAUAGUGGAAGGGGAACUUGCAUUAAUUGAGAGACCAAAGACAUACCUCAAACGGUUCUAUAAGCAGAAUGUCUACAAGAGAUUGGUGGAGAAAAGCAUUCUCAAUUAUCUGAACUAUAACUAUUAUCACCUGCCAAUGUAUGCUUGGCCAGGGAUAGUUUAGGUGUGGCUGGAUAAAUAUAGCUCUUGUUACAUUAAAUGAUAAUAGACUAACAAAAAACUGAGGUGGGGGUGGGUUGCAUGUCAUUUUGUUCAAACUCUUCAGGACUGUCCAGUGGACAAGAUGAAACUUGUCUUAUUUAAAUAGCCCAGCAGGUGGAGCAUAAUCUUGAUUUUGUAAUGUAGCAAGACUUAAAAACAAAAAAACACAAAUAAGCCAUGCAGUCAAGUGAUUAUAUAGUGCUAUUUCUACAGAUCACAAUGCUUUCU
This is a messenger RNA of Rhineura floridana, 4302 nucleotides long. It is a transcript of the gene CFAP61, whose product is annotated as cilia and flagella associated protein 61. The transcript is spliced from 28 exons. NCBI's taxonomy places the organism in Eukaryota, Metazoa, Chordata, Lepidosauria, Squamata, Rhineuridae. The record is from RefSeq and is a predicted model, not a curated record. Bases 158 to 4036 code for a protein of 1292 amino acids.